This is a messenger RNA of Oncorhynchus mykiss (rainbow trout), 1783 nucleotides long. It is a transcript of the gene irf1b, whose product is annotated as interferon regulatory factor 1b. Gene Ontology annotation, molecular function: DNA-binding transcription factor activity, RNA polymerase II-specific; RNA polymerase II cis-regulatory region sequence-specific DNA binding. The record is from RefSeq and is a predicted model, not a curated record. Gene Ontology annotation, biological process: immune system process; regulation of transcription by RNA polymerase II. Gene Ontology annotation, cellular component: nucleus. Lineage: Eukaryota; Metazoa; Chordata; Actinopteri; Salmoniformes; Salmonidae.
UAGAUUGUACACACUGUAAAGGAAGACCUGAGUGGAUAUAAAUGUUACAAGGAAUCACAGAGGAAUAACUUCCCGCUCCAUCUUUACAAAAGGAAAUACCUGCUUUUAGGCUCAAUUACAAAUCACCGGGAUUAAGCGACAUCAUAUUGUAGCUGAACCAUGCCUGUGUCUAGGAUGAGAAUGAGGCCUUGGCUGGAGGAUAAGAUUGAGUCCAACUCCAUCAGUGGAUUGGUGUGGGUGGACAAGGACAAGAAGAUAUUCUCCAUCCCAUGGAAGCAUGCUGCACGUCAUGGAUGGGACCUGAACAAGGAUGCCUGUCUAUUCAAGCAAUGGGCCAUGCACACAGGGAAAUUCAUACAAGGCGAGACUACACCAGACCCUAAGACAUGGAAGGCUAAUUUCCGCUGUGCAAUGAACUCCCUUCCUGACAUCAAGGAGGUGAAAGACAAGAGCAUCAACAGAGGGUCAGGAGCGGUGCGCGUUUACAAAAUGCUGAGCGUCAGCACAAAGCCAAAUAACAAGAGGUCAAAAGCAAAGGAUGCAAAGAAAAAUGACAAGGGGUUAAAGAUCAAGACAGAGGAAAUGGACAACAGUGCAACCCACUGCCUCGAGGAUCGCAACACCAACACACACCUGCAGGAGGACAGAAAGAUACAGGAGAACAAAGUCGACAGCUCAGACAACCUAGGGGAGACCAUCACAGCAGCGUCAUAUCUUGAUGGCUCUGUCAAUGACCCUGAUGUUCCAGACUUUAUCACCUCUGUGGAAAUAGGACCAGACAGCAUCAACUACUACUCGUCUUUCCAAGUGUCACCGGAUCACUCCACAGACUAUGAAGAUUUGAACGAAGAAACACUUAUUGAGAUUGCACAGCAUUGGGAGCAAUUGGAGCAAUUGGAGCUGCCAGGCAGUGUAAACAGCAAGGGGUUCCUGAGCAAUGAAGUAGCUACAGUAGAGACAUACAACACUGCAGAGUCUAACCACAGUCCAGAGAGCCAAUGGAGUGAUAACUCAGGGUCGGAAAUAGAGCUACGGUUAUACACAGAACUGAGCCCAGGCCUACCAAUGGCUGAAGAUCUCGUCUCUUACACCGACCAUUGGGCUCUGAACAACACACUGAACAACAGCACGACCAGUUAUCUCCAACAGAUCUCUUGCCCACUUUGAGCCAUGCCUGGAUUUCCUGGCCACUGUAAGCCCUGCCUACUCUUUCUCAGACACUGUUCAGAAACAAAAGACUUCACUCUGACUCUACAGUCUAAAAUAUUUCUUUAUUUCGUGACCUCUGAACCUUAAGCUACACCAUCUUUGCCAUUUGACCUCUGCUGUUCUGUGACAGUUGGUGGAUCUCUGAAGUGAUAUAGCAUUUUUGACAGGAAGUUUUUAACCAAGUGUCAUGCUCUACUGUGUUUCUAGUCUUUGUUAAAUCAUUGUGCUCAUAGCUGUAUUGAUGAUUUACAAGAUCCAUAGUUGAUAUGAGGGCACCUAUCCCGUUGCCAGCUCAACACAGAAACUCUCCACUUGGGUGGGCAAAACUAUAUCAGUUUUUUCUGUUUUACUGUGAAAAUAAAAUCCGUUAUUUACACUUGUAUAUAGCUGUAUAUUCCAGGACAAUAAUCAUUCAUAACAAACUAUGGUGAAAAAAUGUCUGUUAAUUUCGGUGAAAAGUCUUAAAGAUGUACUGUUUUGUGUAUUGAAUCUGUAAAUACUGUAUUUGUAUUGAAUAUUUGUGUUGUGGUUUGUUUUAUACAAAAUAAAUAAAAUACCAACUUAUUUUGUAGUG